UCAAGCAAAUCAUUCAUAGAAUAUGCGCGAUGGUUUAACAUAUAUAUUUCACCCGCUUUACUGAUCACCCCCUCGUCAUACCAGUCUCUCGCUCUCUAGUCUCUCGACGUUGCAGUUCAUUUUCGGAUUUUCGCUGAAUUCCUUAUUGCGGCCAACUUCUCAUUGGCUGGCACUGUGUGAUACAAGAUUGCACUUUAUGCGCUUUUUGUAUCAGCCUUUAAAAAGCGACCGCUUUUUAUUUAUUUACCCGCAUUACAACGGGUAAAUAAAUGAAGGUUGGGUUUUGAUUGGUGACGUCCAUUUGCCCACUAAGGGGGUAAACGACUGCGGUCAUUGCUCUCUAUCCAAUAUCACAGACAGUGAGACAGACCUACCCAGUAGCUCCGACUGUUUACAUAUGACAACACGUCGCACAUUUUUUUACUUGAGAAAUACUGCACCUAACACCUUAGUUAGAUGUGAAACUGAACAACUAAAACAUACUUGGCAAAAAAGUCGAAAUUAAUUACAGAUUUCUUGAAUUAUCUUUGAUUAAUUUCGGAGAUUUUGAGGGAAUGAAAUAGGCUUCGACAUCUAUAGUGACUCAAGGGGGAAAACAUCAUUAACCAAACCCGGAAUCGGUCAGGAUACACACCUCCAAGAAUUGAAUCUCGUUUUUCUAAUGAGCAACAUAAAAACACGUGCCAAUCGGCAUGUUCUGUGGAUCUUCAAGGCAAAACCGCGAACGUCUAGCAACACAAAGAUUGCAUGUUUGAAUCUCAUCUCAAACCAUGUUUACAUCAACAGUUUAAAACCUUUUCUCAAUAAGGGGUGCUGUUUGCACUUUGUAAUAAUUUCGUUCUCAAAUUAUACUGCCUCGUACUCAAUUCUUGCUCGUACAAUAUGCAUAUUAUUAUUACUAAUGGAUAGAAAACACUCUCUAGUUUCUAAAACCGUUUGAAUUAUAUCUGUGAGUAAAACAGAACUCGAGUUGGAGCAAUUUUCCUAUGAGGAAGUGAGAAAUCUGAAAUCUGCAGGCUGUUCUGAGGUCGGUUUAUUAAUUUGCAUGUCUUCUAUUGGUUGAGAUGCACUGCAUACGCCUUCCCCUGGAUGUCAGCGAAUAGUGAGAAUUGAAAUGGAGUUGCUAGGCAGAUCUGAGGCCUUAUAAAUGGGCUGGCAACAUGGGGUCCUCCCUUUCUUCUCUUCGCCAUGAUGCAAGACAGACCUCAGGAUGGCGUUCUAGAAAGCUCCCGUUAUAGCCCUUAGAUAUAUCCGGCUCUGAUUUUAUUCGAUAUAGGUGUUAAAGACAUCAUAAUGUUGUUAUUUUAAACCGAGUUAUGUCAGUUUAUAUCAAUAUAUUGCGAUUUUCGGGUAUUUAUUUGUGCUGCGUUCUAGGGAGUUGGACACGUCUGGCCCACAUGGCUAAUGUUUACUGCUAAUUCCAACGUUGAAGGCGACAAUCUACAACCAAGCAACAAUUCUUUUGGAAAAAGGACAACUUGCCCAAGAUUCUGAUGGGAGCUCAUCAAAAAGAUUCCACCUGUGUGAAAGUAACCCAACUGCAUGUGCCAGUGAGUGACUGAGAGAUCUACUGCAUCUGUAAAGAUCUGUGUCUGUAGGCCCGGCAGCCAUGUCUCGGAAGCAGACAGGAAAGCCAGUGCGUGGCGGAAAUAGGAAGUGUGACGCGGAGCGGAAGCGGGAUGAGCGGUCUGCGCGCAGGGCAAUCGCAAAAGACCGUAAGAACCGGCCCCAGGACAGGGAUGAUGGAGAGGAGUUCGUCAGCUUCUCCAACCAGCUCCAUGCGCUGGGACUCAAACUGAGAGAGGUGCCUGGAGAUGGUAAUUGCCUGUUCCGGGCUCUGGGUGACCAGUUGGAGGGACACUCUCGGGGACACCUGCGCCUGCGCCAGGAGACUGUGCAGUACAUGAUGUCACACCGGCAGGACUUUGAGCCCUUUGUGGAGGAUGAUGUGCCCUUCGCACAGCAUUUGUCAAACCUCUCUCAGCCUGGCACUUUUGCUGGCAAUGAUGCCAUCGUGGCGUUCGCCCGCAGCCAACAGCUUAAAGUGGUCAUUCAUCAGCUCAACACCCCACUGUGGGAGAUAAAUGGCUCUGAGAAGCUGGUUGGCCGAGAGCUACAUAUUGCCUAUCGCUAUGGAGACCAUUACGACAGUGUAAGACCAUUCGGUGACAACUCUGAGAGCCCUGCUCAGCUGCGUAUAGAGAAUCUACAUAAUUCGAGUGGGCAGCGUGAGUUUGGUGACAGCCAGACAGACAGACCGAAAGCCCCCUCGCCUACCUCCUCAGAGGAGGACAAUGUGAUCCUAAAUUCCCUGAAGAACAUGGGCCCGAACUGUGAAGAGGAGAAUCUGUUCCUGCUAAGUGUCGCCACAAUCAACGCUGAGUGGCUGUUGGAUUCUGAGCUAUCAGCCCAAGUGUGUCACGGCCAGUGUGCCUCGGGAUCAUGCUCUGCGUGUAGAGAGGCAGCGACAGAAUGCAGUGAUCACAAACUUCCACCUGAUGGAGGCAACCUACACAAAUCCAAGGCUUCAAACAAGCAGAGGAAAGAGCAGCAGCACUUGGUGAAGAAAAAGCGACAAGAGGAAAGACAUCGACAGAAGGUUCUUCAGAGCAAAGGAACACCUGACCAGAACCUCUCGGAGCCGGUCACUCUAGUGCCAGCUCUAAAUACACUUAGUAUAUAGACAGAGCAUGGCCAAAUAAAGCAGCGGUUGACAAUGUUUUGCACACGGAAUCAAUCUCAAUCACAUUGGAUGACUUUCAUAUACCCUUUAGUUUCUUUGCAAAUGUAUAGUGCCUGCGAUAGGGUGUGUGUGAAUGUGUUCAGGGUUGUGGUUGACUAUGAGGAUGUUGGUUGGUGACCCAGGAUGGUGUACAUAGUUUCCUCUGUAGAGUCAAUACAGUGUGUCUCUUUCUAUGCUGGUGAAUGAGGGAUGAUGUUGACAUUGACCAUUCAGUACAUCUUGGCAUCUGAGUUCGUUUUGUGUUGAAUUUCUCUGAUUACAGCCAAAGAAGAAAGGAAAGGGAAGAGAGAGACAUCAUUGUAAACAGAAUGAAAUGUUUUGUGAACAAUACUGAAAUUGUUUAGGUGACUUGUAAUGAAUUUAUAUUUUAUCUGGUUAAUGGCAGUUCCAGUAUUAUUGAUCAGGUUUAAAGAAAUGUUAAUUUGGGAGAUUUGCUUAUGAAGGAUUGUGAAGCACUCUGUCUGGUAUGACAUGUAAUGUGGCAAUAAAUGAACGUCUUUACAGUA
Molecule: messenger RNA, 3249 nt
Organism: Salvelinus fontinalis (brook trout)
Lineage: Eukaryota; Metazoa; Chordata; Actinopteri; Salmoniformes; Salmonidae
Gene: otud3
Product: OTU deubiquitinase 3
Exons: 8
Coding region: 1610-2683 (357 amino acids)
Biological process (GO): protein deubiquitination
Molecular function (GO): cysteine-type deubiquitinase activity
Source: RefSeq, a predicted model, not a curated record